AUGAUCUUAGAAUCGACCUACAAAUCUGUGAUCUGGCUCGACUUGAGGGUUGACGUCAGGCAGGCGGCCGGUCAUAAAAAUAAUGUCGGUGCAACA
This is a messenger RNA of Iphiclides podalirius (scarce swallowtail), 96 nucleotides long. The record is from the annotation of a GenBank genome assembly. NCBI's taxonomy places the organism in Eukaryota, Metazoa, Arthropoda, Insecta, Lepidoptera, Papilionidae.